AUGGGAUUUGAUUCCCCUGAUCUACGAUCACCCUCUUCAAUCUAUAUUCGACAGCUUGAAGAGGGCUUGCUUCUUGCUAAAGAUAAAUUAUCUCAUUUAAGAAGGCAUCGCCUGCCCAAUGACAAGCAAAAGACGAAGAAGGAACUUACUAGACCUCCUUGCGACCAUAGCUUGACCUCAGCCUUGAACUACCUGCAUGGAAGCCUUCCCUUCCUGGCGCGCAGACAGACCAUCUUUAGUGAAGUCCCUCCUUCCCCUAAAGCAUCCAUUUCGUCAAAGAAGGACGAAGUAGGCACACUUACUACUCUGAUUGGGCGUGGACUGGGAAAAAAAGUAGCAGCUAAAGGAAAGCUAUAA
This is a messenger RNA of Vicia faba (fava bean), 357 nucleotides long. NCBI's taxonomy places the organism in Eukaryota, Viridiplantae, Streptophyta, Magnoliopsida, Fabales, Fabaceae. The record is from the annotation of a GenBank genome assembly.